CGCGUCGGUUCCUGCGCCUGCGCGCUGCUUGGGUGCAGCGGCCUCCUCUCUCCUCGGUCCGCCGCGUCGCCGCCUCCGCCCGUCGCCGCCGCCAUGAAGUUUGUGUACAAGGAGGAGCACCCGUUCGAGAAGCGCCGCUCCGAGGGGGAGAAGAUCCGCAAGAAGUACCCGGACAGGGUCCCGGUCAUCGUGGAAAAAGCCCCCAAGGCCCGAAUAGGGGACCUGGAUAAGAAGAAAUACCUGGUGCCCUCCGACCUCACAGGAACAUCAUGAGGAGGACUUCUUCCUUUAUAUCGCUUACAGCGACGAGAGCGUCUAUGGCAGCAUGUAAGACCCCCGGAGUCCGCCGGCUGCCAUCGAGGGGCAACUUGCCCCUAAAGGGACCUGCACUUUCUGUUGUUACUUGUUGUUGAUUUUAUGUUUAAAAGGUUUUUUUUUUCCUUUUUUUUUUUUGCUCCAGAAAAAUGGAGGGUUCUCUCUCUCUUCUCUCCCCCCCCCUUUAAUUUCCGGCUGUGAAUCUUUUACCUCUUUUUUUCCCUCUUUUAAUUCCUCCCUUCUUUUGGCUUUUCCUUUUGAGGUGGUUGUGGCUAAAAUUAAAUACCUCUCCCUUGCAAUUUCCCUCCGUGCUUUCUUCCUUUCCUUCCCCCCCCCCCACCCUGUUGAAAAGGUAGAUCUGGAAUUUCACAAAAAAAAAACACCCUUUUUGUUUUUUUUCCGAUUUCCCCCGCCCUCCUUUGACACUGCACCCCCCAGUUUGCUUUUUCAUCAGGGAGGUGCCUCAUCUUGGCAGAUUUCUGUAACCAGGGUUUCGCAGGGGGGACGGGAUGGGAAAAUGAAUGCUAAUUAAAAAAAAAAACAGGUAUAUAAGAA
Messenger RNA from Thamnophis sirtalis, 870 nucleotides. Lineage: Eukaryota; Metazoa; Chordata; Lepidosauria; Squamata; Natricidae. The record is from RefSeq and is a predicted model, not a curated record.